AUGGCUCGAAACAAGUCCAAGGCCUUGGCGAUGCUCACUGGGGGCAAGGAGACUAAGGGAGGGUCUGGGCUGGACGUAGUUGUGGCGGACAUCGCAGACAAGUCGUCUCUCACGCCCUCCCUCUUCAAGGACGUGGCGGCAGUGGUAUCGUGCACGGCAGCGAUCGUAAGGCCCAAGGAGGGCGAUGGGCCGGACAGAGCCAAAUACUUCCAGGGCAUCACCUUCUACGAGCCGGAGGUGGCUGACGUUCCGAAGGAGACGGAGUUCGAAGGGAUUUACAACCUCGUGGAGGCGGCGUCGCGGUACUCGGACAUGAAGGGCAAGACGCUCUUCGCGUGCCUACCGUCCUUCCAGGAGGGGUGGCGACAGUGGGGGGCCCUCGACGACGUGGUUAUGGGGGGCGUCAGCGAGAGCGGCCUUGGAGUCGUUCCUGGAGCCGGGGAAACCGAUGUUAGCAGCAGUAGCGGAUCGCCUGCUGCGGCAGCCGUCUUCUCAGGAGAGGUGAAGACCUCUAACUCCGGAGGGUUUGUGUCAAUUCGCACCCGGAAUGCGUCUCCGCCGCUGGAUCUGUCGGAGUACGAUGCCCUGAGGCUGAGGGUCAAGGGGGACGGCAACCGGUACAAGUUCAGCAUCUACGACUCCCCCGGUUGGAACAGCAAGGCGUGGUGCGACACCUUCGACACCGUGAAGGGCGAGUGGAUCGACGUCGACAUCCCCUUCACCACCCUCAAGUACAACUUCCGCACGGAGUCCAUCAAGGACCCCCCUCCGUUCUCUCCAAACUCCAUCAACUCCUUCCAGCUGAUGCUGUCCAAGUUCGAGCUCGACGGGAAGCUGAACCCGAACUUCUCGGCGGGACCGUUCGAGUUGACCAUCGCCUCGAUUAAGGCCGUGUCGAUCGAGACUAGUGAGGAGAUGCAGAACUCGCGAUUUGUCCACCUUAGCUCUGCGGGAGUUACAAGGCCAGGAAGGCCGGAUCUCGACAUGGACACAGAACCACCGGCGGUGCGCAUGAACGAGAUGCUGUCGCACUUGCUUACCUACAAGCUCAAGGGGGAGGAUGUGAUUCGCGACAGCGGGAUACCGGCGACGAUCAUCAGGCCCUGCGCUCUCACCGAAGAGCCUGCCGGGGCGCCGAUGAUCGUUGGCCAGGGCGACUACCUCAAGGGCAAGAUUAGCAGGGACGACAUAGCAGAGCUGGCGGUUUCAUCCCUCUUGACCCCAGAGGCUAGUGGUCUAACCUUCGAGGUCAAGUCGGACCUGGCCUUCAGCACGCUGUGGCAGGGGGCCCCGCAGGGGGCCCCGGCUCGAUCAUAUGGGGACAUCCUCGGGCCUCUGGAGCAGGGGGUGACGGGAAAGGAGUGGAUGGGCGACAGGACUCCGGAGGAGGCGCAAGGGGUGACAGCGGAAGUUGCGCCGCAAGAAACGUAACCAACCGUCGUCGUUUAUGCGAACCGUAACGGGCCGCUGGCGCAGGGGGUUGGCGGACAAGGAGUGGAUGGGCGACAGGACUCCGGGGGGAGGCGCAAGGGGUCACCGCGGAAGUUGCGCCGCAAGAAGCGUAACCGUCGCCGUUUGUGCGAAUCGUAACCCCGCUUAGCAAGAGGAGACGGCGGGCAACCGUUUUUUGUGCGAAAUCCGUUGUUGAAAAUCCGAGAGAGCUGGGAUCUGCCGCUGCUGUAAAAACCGAGGUUGAUGUUUUUGGCAAAACGGCCUUGACCAGUGUGUGGGUGUGUUGGUGGAAUGCGAUGUUGUGAGCGCAGCCGCCGUUUGCGCUUGA
Messenger RNA from Ectocarpus siliculosus, 1780 nucleotides. NCBI's taxonomy places the organism in Eukaryota, Phaeophyceae, Ectocarpales, Ectocarpaceae. The record is from the annotation of a GenBank genome assembly.